Lotus japonicus is the source of this 1306-nucleotide messenger RNA. RefSeq lists its product as uncharacterized. Lineage: Eukaryota; Viridiplantae; Streptophyta; Magnoliopsida; Fabales; Fabaceae. The record is from RefSeq and is a predicted model, not a curated record. The coding region runs from base 269 to 1306 and encodes 345 amino acids. The transcript is spliced from 2 exons. Gene Ontology annotation, biological process: meristem development; meristem maintenance.
CCCAUUUAAAAGUGGGGAAAAACCAAUAUUGCCCCUCCGUGUUUUAGUCCGAAUGUAUAACAUUCGGACUCCUCCGAAUUUUCAAAUGUCGGACUCAGUUAAUAAUAGAACAAAACUAUCAAUUCAGAUUCACAUUUGUAACGGGACAGAACAUCAACUCUCGGACUGGUUCAGGAGAAGCGACCCAGAGGCACCCAAAUCGACCCACACAUCACGACCAAAAGCAACCAAGAAUCAUCUGUGAUUCAAAACCGACCACACUGAGAUUAUGGCGAGGACAAAGCAAACUAAGAGGGUAUCGUCUGAAGAGUUGGCCGAUCGUCGUGCCUAUCUCCACGCUUCUCAUAGGCGAGGUGAUCAUGAUACAGAUGUGUCGACUUCUCGGAAGCGGGCUAGGAAGGGGGCUCCGAAGGCGACCACUGAGGUUCCUGCCCCUGCUACUGAGGUUCCUGCUACUCAGGUUCCUGAUACUGAGGUUCCUGCCCCUGCUACUGAGGUUCCUGCUACUCAGGUUCCUGCUACUGAGGUUCCUGCUCUCUCGACGCCUGAGGUUACUGCUACUGAGGUUUCUCCUCAGUCGACGCCUGAGGUUACCGCCCACGAUACUGUUGAGCCUUCCACCUCUUCACUUGAUAUUGAUGCAGUUGAGGAGUCGGAGUCGGAGUCGGGGUCGGAGUCGGGGUCUGAGUCUGAGAUUGAGGGUGAGGAUGUAGAGGUAGAGGAUCCGAAUAUGCCGCCGCUCCAGAGAGAUCCACCGUUUCCUGGUGGGCCGGUUGAGUUGUCACUUCUGCAGCAUUACCCGGAUCACAUAGCGCCGUGGACGUGGCAUACCCUACUAGGCACCACUGACCCUCGUUAUUCUGAGCGAGGUGAUUUGAGGCUUGCCACUGCUGGUACGAAGCUCGGGCUGAUGACGUGUGAGGGGGACAAUUACAGGGAGGUCCGCUUGAUUGUGGAGAGGAGCGGACUGUAUCCACUGGUCAGGUGCAGCUAUGUAGAGACGGAUCCAGGGCUUAUAUCGGCCCUUGUGGAGAGGUGGCACGAGGAGACUAGUAGUUUCCACAUGCCAUUUGGGGAGAUGACUGUCACCCUUGACGACGUCUCCGCUCUUCUUCACAUCCCGGUUGGUGGGAGAUUCUACACUCCAGGAGUGGCCUCGAGAUAUGAUGUGGCAGAGACCUGCGCUUUGCUGUUAGGGGGGGAUGCAGAUUUGUACAUGGCUGAGUUUGAUAAGCUUAGGGGUCCGACUAUGAGGUUCAGAAUAUUUUUCCUGAGGCUACCCAUUUACUAUGCCUAUUCCACAUAA